Molecule: messenger RNA, 309 nt
Organism: Macrosiphum euphorbiae (potato aphid)
Lineage: Eukaryota; Metazoa; Arthropoda; Insecta; Hemiptera; Aphididae
Source: the annotation of a GenBank genome assembly
AUGGCAUUAAGGACAUUUAUAAUUAAUUUGAACUUACAAAUGGCAGAAAAAAAUGGUUAUAAUCAAGACAACUAUAAUGAUACGGUUACAAAUCGGCUGUCAGGACGACAUUUUAUUACACGUAUACCAUCAACAGCAUCAAAACAAAACCCCAGAAGAGUCUGUAAAGUUUGUGCAGAUAAAAUAAAAUAUAUAAGUGGCAAAAGAGGAAGAAAAGAAACUUCGUUUUAUUGCAAACAGUGUGAUACACCGUUAUGUAUUGAGGACUGUUUUGAAAAAUAUCACACUAUAAAUAAUUAUUGGUUGUAA